Messenger RNA from Oppiella nova, 372 nucleotides. Lineage: Eukaryota; Metazoa; Arthropoda; Arachnida; Sarcoptiformes; Oppiidae. The record is from the annotation of a GenBank genome assembly.
GCUCUGUUUGGGACAGCCAUAUGUCGCUCAAUCAGUAUUAUCUGUCCGGAACAGGAGCUCAUAAAUCCCUGUUCCUGUGACUACGAGUCCAAGACUUACACAAAACUCCUAAGAAUCCAAUGUCUGGGCGACGAAGAGUUAGAUCUGAUCCGUGUGUUCAAGAAUCUGAGUGAAGCCCUGGAAGGGAUGGGCAAAGAAUUGGACGAAUUCUACUUAAACAACACCAGAAUCACGGAAUUACCGCAAAAUGUUUUCUCAGACAUUAAGUUCGCAUUCAUUCGCAUAGAGGAGGCCUCCCGUCUCACUCGCAUUCACAGGAAUGCGUUCAACGGAACUCAUAAUAGCAUCACAUCUCUGCAUAUAUCCAAUACA